Molecule: messenger RNA, 937 nt
Organism: Neurospora hispaniola
Lineage: Eukaryota; Fungi; Ascomycota; Sordariomycetes; Sordariales; Sordariaceae
Product: SRF-type transcription factor (DNA-binding and dimerization domain)-domain-containing protein
Exons: 3
Coding region: 132-806 (224 amino acids)
Biological process (GO): positive regulation of transcription by RNA polymerase II
Molecular function (GO): DNA-binding transcription factor activity, RNA polymerase II-specific; RNA polymerase II cis-regulatory region sequence-specific DNA binding; protein dimerization activity
Source: RefSeq, a predicted model, not a curated record
CCGCGACAAAAGGCAGCCUCUCCGCACACUCCAGAUCAAGCCUAGGCCAUCGGCACAACGCUCAAAACAGCAUCUCCACCAAUUCUACCUUUUUCAGCAUCUUCGUGGUACCUGGAACCUCACAUCCCAAAAUGGCCGACAUCACCGAUCAGCACGAACAGACCUCGCCCACCGAGCUUGACGACGCGCAUGCCGUGGGCAAUGGCAAUGUCAACAACAACGAACCCCGCGGUGUCAAGCGCGCCCGCCCGGCCACGGCCGAUGACGAUGAUGAUGACGAUGACAAGGGCGGCCGCGAGCGCCGCAAAAUCGAAAUCAAGUUCAUCAGCGACAAGUCGCGUCGCCACAUUACCUUUUCCAAGCGCAAGGCUGGUAUCAUGAAGAAGGCCUACGAGCUUUCCGUAUUGACAGGAACCCAAGUACUGCUACUCGUUGUUUCCGAAACCGGCCUGGUCUACACCUUCACAACUCCCAAGUUGCAGCCUCUCGUCACCAAGGCCGAGGGAAAGAACUUGAUUCAGGCAUGCCUAAACGCCCCCGAGCCCGCGUCUGCCGAGAACGGCGUGGACGACUCUAAUGCGGUUGACUCGCCCGAAGAGCCCUCGAGCGCCCACCUGCCUCCCCAGCAAGGCCGACCUGGCAUGCCGCCCCAAGGACACAUGCCUCCCAACUACAUGCCGGCUGUCGGCGCAAUGGAUGCCCAGCAAGCGCAAGCACUGGCGUAUACAAACUACGUACAACAACAAAGAGGUGGCCAAUACAUGCCUCAGCCUGGUCUGCAGCAGCAUGCCGGUCAUCAGGCAUAGUUAUAUUCAGGGCGGCUCUUUUCAUGACUUCAGCUUGCGCGAUAAUACCCAGCAUUAAUGCAUUCAUGAAGUGUCAUUUCCCCGAUUCGACAUCGUUAGGGUGCCCCUCGUCGUUGCGUACGAGGGUUAUG